This is a messenger RNA of Parasteatoda tepidariorum (common house spider), 1758 nucleotides long. Its product is annotated as osmosensitive cation channel TMEM63C. Gene Ontology annotation, cellular component: plasma membrane. Lineage: Eukaryota; Metazoa; Arthropoda; Arachnida; Araneae; Theridiidae. Gene Ontology annotation, molecular function: calcium-activated cation channel activity. The record is from RefSeq and is a predicted model, not a curated record.
AUCUCAGAAUUUGUUGAAAAUUUGUCAAGAGAUUCUACAGUCAGAAUCGCGAGAAGUGAUGGUAUACAACUACUGCCUGUUUUGUCAUAGCUUAUUCUGCUUUCAAGCAUGCCAACACAGAAUGCAAUUUAAAGGCUGUGUUUAUUACCAAUCAAAAGUACGUGCUAACGAUGAAGCUCUUGCACGGGAAUUGAACCGCUUACCAAGAAAACUGAUUAAUUUCGCUUUUGUCACUUUUGAACAAGAAUUCUUCGCAAGACAGAUACUGUCUGCGAAAGUCCAAUUUUCCUCAAUAGCCAUCAACACUCGAUGGAUAAUUGAUCAAGCACCAGAACCGUCAAAUAUUGUAUGGGAAAAUGUUAAAGAUAGAACUUUCACUUGGAAUUUACGAACCUCCUUCAUUAAUAUAACAGUUCUAUUGAUUGCCUUUUUUCUUACUACACCAGCUAUCAUCAUCAGCAGUUUCAAGUUAGAUCCUGAGAGAAUGACGUCAAAAAAUGUUUUCCUGGCAAGAUUUUUUCUGACCGUUGUGGUAUGGAUUCUGUCUUUGUCUAUUCCAGCACUUGUUGCAUAUUCUUCGCACUAUUUGGAGUUCGAAACAAAAUCAUCCAUGUACAUGUCUUUAAUGAGAAAAACAGUGAUAUUUUUGAUAUUAACAGUCGUAAUUUGUCCGUCUCUAGGGCUGACUAGUUUAAACGCCCUUAUUCAUUUUACCAUAUCGAAUUAUAAAGAAUUUGAUAAAUGGAAGUGCAUAUUCCUCCCAGACAAUGGAGCUUUCUUUUCUGAUUAUGUUAUGACUUCAGCAUUUAUUGGAACAACCAUUCAACUACUACGCAUAUCUGAUUUACUUUAUUGCUUAUUGAGUGCUCUCAUGGCCAAUUCAGAGGCCGAAAAAAUAGCUAUUCGAAAGAAUUAUUCUCCGUGGGAAUUCAGUUUUGGUGUUCAGUAUUCUUAUGCAUUGAUGAUAUUUAGUCUUACAGUGUUUUUUAGCAUUUUUUGUCCAAUUAUCUCCGUAUUUGGCCUGAUAUAUUUUAUUUUACAAAAUUUAGUUAAUCGGUACAAUAUAUACUUUGCUAUGGCUCCGUCCCAAAUCGGUCACAAUAUUCAUAUUCUAGCGAUAAAGUUUAUGAUGUUUGCCAUGUUGCUAAAAUCUACUGGGUUUUUCUGCAUUCUUUACUUAAGAUCAGGCUGGGAAAAUACAACAUUUGCUGCAAGUAUUGUGAUGUGGAUAAACAUGCUAAUUACCUUGACUUCUAUCAAUCCAUGCCGUUGGAAGUUUUUACCACCUUGUAACCUCAUACCUAUAAAAAAGCUCUUCAAACAUUACAGAAAACCAGAUGCCACUCGAUUGGAAGAACUUGAUGUAUUUCAGCCUAAGACUUUGGUAAAUUAUAUGCCUAUUAUUUCACAUUUGGACAAAUACAAUAAUCCUAUUCAGUUUGAAUAUCCUGAAGAUUCGGUGGACAUUUGAACAGCAGAACUACAAGCAAAUGAUUAAUAAUAUAUUUUUCAACUUGAUAGUUUUUUUAUAAUAUUUCAUUUUAGUAGUUGUACGAUUCUUACAGAAACGCCCUUCUUUUAUUUACAUGUUAAAUUUUGUGCACGACUAUUGUUUUUUUCUCUCGUUAUUUUAUUAAAUGUGAAAUAAAAGGAAGAAUAAAAUGUGUUUAUUUUCACUUGUUCAAAUGAGAGGCCUAUAUUGAGCACACAAGUCAGCAAAUGUAUGUAAUUUCAAUAAAAUAAAUAAAUCAAAUGAGA